UUUUAGUAUUCCGUUUCAGGUACAUAUUAUUGUACAGUCCAGUGCGGGAGUAAAUAUGAAUUCUGGUCGGCUCUGGGUUGAUAGAUACAGCAACAACUAAACAAAACACAGAAGCGAUCCAAGCGCUGUCAAGGACCGAGAAAAGCUAGUGACAGAGGGGGAUCUUCUUUAGCUCUUUGCCACCCGAGCGAGCGGCCAGGCCUCUCUCUCCCGGCUCCCGCCUCCUUCGAGGCCUCGACGCCUAUAAAAAGGUGUCGCCGGGCUUCCCAGUCCCCCGCGCCGCGCGGUUCUCGACUCCACCAACCAAGCAUCCCAGCUUCCAAAGGGGAGACAAGCCGAGAAGCGCUCCCUCAUCUCCCCCCCACAACAGGAACUACGUACGAUCUCGUAAAUUGCCUUGGAGUUUACCUGCGCCCGUGCGCCGCAAAGGCCAUUCACUCCCUUGGCCUCCUCGCGACACACGCGCGCAGAGCAGAGCAGAGCAGUUUCUCUGUUUCUCCAGCAGCCAUGACGUCGUGCGCGGGAGACGCCACGGUGGCGUGCCGGGACGAUGCGCGACGGCUCGGGGACGCGGCCUGCGUCAUCGUCUACCCAUUGCUCGACAAGGCUGCGGAGGUCCACAUCCCGGUGGCUGGAGACGAGGCGCCGGCCGUGCCCGUGCCCGUGCUCACGAGCAAGUCGCCCGGGCGGCUCGCCACCGCGGUGAGGGAGGCUCUGUCCGUAUCCCUGGGCGUGGCGUUCCCGACGACGCCGUUGGUGUCGUCCAGCGAGGCGCGUGGAGAGGCGCGGUCGAUUCUGGGCCUCGCGCUCCCGAUGAUCCUGACGGGCCUCCUGCUGUACCUCCGCUCCAUGAUCUCGAUGCUCUUCCUCGGUCGCCUCGGCGGGCUGGCCCUCGCUGGCGGGUCGCUCGCCAUCGGCUUUGCCAACAUCACGGGGUACUCCGUGCUCUCCGGCCUCGCCAUGGGCAUGGAGCCCAUAUGCGGCCAGGCAUUCGGCGCGGGCAACUUCCCGCUCCUCGGAGUCACCACGCAGAGGACGGUGCUGCUGCUCGUCGCGGCGGCCGUUCCCAUCGGUGGCCUGUGGAUGCACAUGCGGCCUCUCCUCCUCCUGUGCGGCCAGGACACGGGCAUCGCGUCGGUCGCCGAGACCUACAUUCUGGCCUCGCUCCCGGACCUCGUCCUCCAGGCGUUCAUCCACCCCGUGCGGAUAUACCUCCGGGCGCAGUCCAUCAACCUGCCGCUCACGGUCUGCGCCGCGCUAGCCAUUGCCAUACACCUCCCCGUCAACUACGUCCUCGUCACCGUCCUCGGCCUCGGCAUCAGGGGGGUGGCGUUCGCCUCCGUGCUUGCGAACCUGAACCUCCUCCUCUUCCUCCUCGCCUACAUCCUCUUCAGGGGCGUCCACAGGCGCACCGGCGGCUUCGUGCUCUCCCGCGAGAGCUUCCGGGGCUGGGGCGAGCUCGUCAGCCUCGCGCUGCCGAGCUGCGUGAGCGUCUGCCUCGAGUGGUGGUGGUACGAGAUCAUGAUCCUGCUGUGCGGCCUGCUGCUGAACCCGCAGGCCACGGUGGCGUCCAUGGGCAUCCUGAUCCAGACCACGUCGCUCAUCUACAUCUUCCCCUCCUCCCUCAGCUUCGGCGUGUCCACCCGCGUCAGCAACGAGCUGGGAGCGAACCGGCCCGAGGAGGCGAGCCGCGCCGCCGCGGUGGGGCUCGUGCUCGGCUUCGCCUCCGGCGGCCUGGCCUCCGCGUUCGCGUUCCUGGUGCGGAACGUGUGGGCGAGCAUGUUCACGGCCGACCCGGCGAUCGUCGCGCUCACCGCGUCGGUGCUGCCCAUCCUAGGCCUGUGCGAGCUCGGCAACUGCCCGCAGACGACGGGCUGCGGCGUGCUGCGCGGCAGCGCCAGGCCCAAGGACGCCGCCAGCAUCAACCUCCGCUCCUUCUACCUCGUGGGGACGCCGGUGGCGCUCGUCCUGGCCUUCUGGCUCCACUACGACUUCAAGGGCCUCUGGUUCGGGCUCCUGGCGGCGCAAGCCACCUGCAUGGUGCGCAUGCUGCUGGUCAUCGGCCGCACGGACUGGGCGUGCGAGGCCAAGCGCUCGAGGGAGCUCACCGGAGCCGGCGGCGCCGUGGCCAAGGACAGCGACGUCAAGGCUGGCGGAGACGAGAAGUCGCGCUUGCUGUUCUACACGGACAUGGAACAAGCGAAUGCUCACUCUGCUGAUCAGUGUUGAUAGCUGCAGCGCGAGCCGCAUGUGUGCUCUAAUCUACUCUCUUUCCCCCUCAUUUUGUGUGGCGGGGAGGAGGAACCAGAGGCUGACAGAGUGACAAUUUUGUUCACCAUUUGACAUGUAAAGAUUUUGCUGAUUAUGAUCA
Zea mays is the source of this 2371-nucleotide messenger RNA. Its product is annotated as protein DETOXIFICATION 49. Lineage: Eukaryota; Viridiplantae; Streptophyta; Magnoliopsida; Poales; Poaceae. Gene Ontology annotation, biological process: xenobiotic detoxification by transmembrane export across the plasma membrane. Bases 508 to 2229 code for a protein of 573 amino acids. The transcript has a single exon. Gene Ontology annotation, molecular function: xenobiotic transmembrane transporter activity; antiporter activity. The record is from RefSeq and is a predicted model, not a curated record. Gene Ontology annotation, cellular component: membrane.